AUGUCGGGGCAGCCCAGGGCCUCCUUGUCGCCGUCCACGCGGGACCAGGCAGUCCCCAGUGUGGUGACACGGGUCUCGCAGUGGGCAGUGGAUCACUUGUGCCUCGUCCAGAACAUCAGCACUAGGAUGGCCAUUGCUGGAAUAAUGUUAUUUCUAAGACAUGUUCAACUGACAUCAAAAUUUACAAAAUCUUCAGAUAUUCCAGCAGAAUUUAAAAGAAAGAAGGUUAAAUUACGUGGACAAUUAUAUCAGAUAACUGAGAAUGGUGUAGAAAUUGAACAUAUUCCCAUUACUUUACCUAUUAUAUCUUCAUGGAGAAAGGAGCCAUGUGAUGUUUUGCUGGUUAAGCUGGCUGGAGUAGAACUCACCAAAGGCGGGAAAGCAUGGUUACAAAAAGAGCUAAAAGCUUCCUAGCUGCUAUGGUUCCAACUUCUUGGAAAGGAUAAUUCAAUACUCUGUUGCUACCUUUUGGUGAAUAAAGGUGGAUAUUUUCAUGUGAAUUUGAAUGAAGAAAUUUUGCUAAGAGGCCUGGGUAAAACUGUUCUUGUUAAAGGGCUGAAUCAUGAUUCCAGAACUUACUGGACAGUUCACAGAAAAUUGCUUAAAGCUGAAUUAGCAGCUACAAAAAAAGGAGAAGGAAUGUGGAAGGAAGAAUCUGAAAAAGAAAGUCAUUUGGAAAAAUUCAAAGAAAUGUGGAAAAGAGAAAAUUUAAAAGCAACUGGAUCAGAUUUCAACUUGAAAAAAGGAAGUUAUGACAAAUUUAGAAGAACUUAUGAAUCUUGGAAAGACAGCUUGAGUAACUACUCCUUAGUACUGAAAUUCAGAGAAUUUAUGAGUCACUUGCAUUUUUGUAGGAAAGGGUGAUAUAUCCCAGAGGUCUAGAGGUUACUCCUUGGAAGAGUAGAAUAGGUAAAUACGGACGUUUUUCACCGAGUCCAUGUGGAAGUUUCCAUAAAUGAUCAAAGUUGAAUUUUAAUGGUA
Messenger RNA from Octodon degus (degu), 981 nucleotides. It is a transcript of the gene Miso1, whose product is annotated as chromosome unknown C3orf33 homolog. The transcript has a single exon. Lineage: Eukaryota; Metazoa; Chordata; Mammalia; Rodentia; Octodontidae. The record is from RefSeq and is a predicted model, not a curated record.